Penicillium vulpinum is the source of this 753-nucleotide messenger RNA. RefSeq names its product 60S ribosomal protein uL30. Gene Ontology annotation, molecular function: structural constituent of ribosome; RNA binding. Bases 1 to 753 code for a protein of 250 amino acids. Gene Ontology annotation, cellular component: cytosolic large ribosomal subunit. The record is from RefSeq and is a predicted model, not a curated record. Lineage: Eukaryota; Fungi; Ascomycota; Eurotiomycetes; Eurotiales; Aspergillaceae. Gene Ontology annotation, biological process: maturation of LSU-rRNA from tricistronic rRNA transcript (SSU-rRNA, 5.8S rRNA, LSU-rRNA). The transcript is spliced from 3 exons.
AUGGCCGCUCCUACCUCCGUUCCCACCCAGAACCAGGUCCUCGUUCCCGAGACCCUUCUGAAGAAGCGCAAGUCCCAAGAGGCUGCUCGCGCUGAGCGCCGUGCCGAGGCCGAGAAGACCAAGAAGGCCAACAAGGAGAAGCGUGGUGUUAUCUUCAAGCGUGCCGAGUCCUAUGUUCAGGAGUACCGCACCGCUGAGCGCGAGAAGAUCCGUCUCAACCGCGUCGCUCGCCAGGAGGGCAGCUUCUUCGUUGAGGGUGAGCCCAAGCUCGUCUUCGUUGUCCGUAUCAAGGGUAUCAACAAGAUUGCUCCCAAGCCCCGCAAGAUCCUCCAGCUCCUGCGUCUGCUCCAGAUCAACUCUGGUACUUUCAUUCGUCUCACCAAGGCUACCCAGGAGAUGUUGACCAUUGUCAACCCCUACAUUGCCUACGGUUACCCUAACCUGAAGUCCGUCCGCGAGCUUCUGUACAAGCGUGGUUACGGAAAGGUCGACAAGCAGCGCACUCCUCUCACCGACAACCAGAUCAUCGAGGAGCACCUCGGCAAGUUCGGCAUUGUCUGCAUGGAGGAUCUGAUCCACGAGAUUUACACUGUUGGCCCCAACUUCAAGCAGGCCAACAACUUCCUCUGGCCCUUCAAGCUGUCCAACCCCAACGGUGGUUUCCGCACUCGCAAGUUCAAGCACUACAUCGAGGGCGGUGACACCGGUAACCGUGAGGAGAACAUCAACGCUCUCAUCCGCCAGAUGAACUAG